AUGUCAUCCAGAGGCCAAAAACCAGUCUAUUUCUCCAAUGGAGAGUUCCUGGAGACCCCCCCAAUGACCGUGCGGCUCACCCGCUUCGUCGAGAGCGUCUACUACUUCUUCGGCCUGUACUUCAGCAGCCUCUUCGCGCUCGACUCGUACGCCGCCGCGGAAAGGUCUUCAUUCAACAUCAACAACUCGACGAACAGAUAUACUACUCGUUCUCGUUGGGGAACCUCGUCUUCUAGCGGAGGUGGCGGUGGUGGAGGCGGCGGCGGCGGCGGCGGCGGCAGUGGUCCGGGAACUGGUCCCCGGCGUCUGGGGCGUGUUGAUGAUGUUCGCGGGCCGGAGUGUAUUCUGGAAAAGGCACUAAACAUGAGCGCAAUCCCAGGCAACGACGCCGAAUGGGCGGCUAAGCUAGCGUGCAUGAAAGAGGACCUACCAAAGCAGAACCUCUCCCAGCCUCCAAUGCCGCUGGCCGUGAACGGAACAAUAGACCACACUCUCCUGUCGACUCCAAUCGAGGAAUCCCAGAUCGACAAGCUAUGCGCGGAAGCCUGCGAGUAUGACUUUGGCGCCGUCUGCGUGCGUCUGCAAUAUGUUGCUCGUGCAGUAAGCCAGCUCAAGGGCACGAAGACGGCUGUUGCGUGUGUCGUUGCCUUCCCCGAAGGAACACAUGAGACGAGUGAGAAAGUGCGCGAGGCGAAGGAGGCUGUUGAGCAGGGUGCCACGGAGCUGGAUAUGGUCAUUCGGUACAAUCUUUUGAAGGAGGGGCGGUAUACGGAGAUUUACCAAGAUAUCAUUGCAGUGCGCAAAGCUGCGCCGCCGCCGAUUGUCUUGAAAGCCAUUGUUGAAUCGUCCGUUCUGGACAAAGACCAGUUGCUCGACGCGACAAUCCUUGUCUGCAUGGCCGGUGCGGAUUACAUCAAGACGAGUACUGGAUGGAAUGGCGGUGCUUCCGUUGAACAUGUUAAGCUUAUGAGGUCUGCGGCGGAGCUGUGCGGACGGGGUACUAAGAUUAAAGCGAGUGGAGGCUUGAAGACUGCUGAUGAUGCGGUGAGAAUGUUGAAGGCCGGUGCGCAUCGGAUUGGGACUAGUAGUGGUGUUCAGAUUAUGAAGAAAAUCGAUGAGGGUGAGAGUUUGAAACAGGGUGCUGGUCAUGCUACUGCUUGA
Molecule: messenger RNA, 1161 nt
Organism: Penicillium soppii
Lineage: Eukaryota; Fungi; Ascomycota; Eurotiomycetes; Eurotiales; Aspergillaceae
Exons: 5
Coding region: 1-1161 (386 amino acids)
Biological process (GO): deoxyribonucleotide catabolic process; carbohydrate catabolic process
Cellular component (GO): cytoplasm
Molecular function (GO): deoxyribose-phosphate aldolase activity
Source: RefSeq, a predicted model, not a curated record